Molecule: messenger RNA, 2448 nt
Organism: Spea bombifrons (plains spadefoot toad)
Lineage: Eukaryota; Metazoa; Chordata; Amphibia; Anura; Pelobatidae
Gene: STAU1
Product: staufen double-stranded RNA binding protein 1
Exons: 16
Coding region: 233-2386 (717 amino acids)
Source: RefSeq, a predicted model, not a curated record
UCUCUUUAGUGUUUGCCGUGUGUGUCCCCCCUCCGGUCUCCCCGGUACCGAUCCCCGCCCUACAUGGACUAGAAACACCCCCUCCCCCAACACCCGGUUGACUGCCUUGGCUUCCCCUCUCCCAGGGCACCGGACACACGGAGACAGAGAGACAAGGUAGUCCUUUCUAGCUCCGCCGCACUGACUGUAAUCUGCACUGAACGCUGUUUUACCCCCCCGGCUUUUGGCUCCAAUGGACGGAAAUAUGUCUCAAGUUCCAAACGCGCCGGCCGCCCUCUCCGGGAGCCAGAUCCUCAACAAGAACCAGCAUUCCCCUCUCCCCCAACCUCUGAGCCUCCCUGCCCCCGCCAGCUCGCUGCCCUCCGAAAACGCAGGAAGACCCCAUCAGAACUCCGCUUUACCCCCUUCAUCUGUUACGUCCACCAGCGCCGCUGCAGUUUCUUCUAACAUGGCAAACCCCAAAGAGAAGACCCCUAUGUGUCUUGUGAAUGAGUUAGCCCGUUUCAACAAAGUCCAGCCGCAGUAUAAACUACUAAGCGAGCAAGGCCCGGCUCAUUCAAAGGUCAUUCCACUAGGACGGUGGCAGGAUUACGGCCUUCUUGAGAGAGUGGGAGAAGAUCGCCCAAGACAAAUGUUCACUGUGCAGCUCACGCUAGGGGACCAGUACUGGGAGGCCGAAGGGACGAGUAUUAAAAAGGCCCAACACGCGGCGGCCACCAAAGCCUUGGAGGGGACAAAGUUCCCCAAACCUACAGCCCGCCCGUCUCGCGGUGAGGGAAACAAUCCAGAUAGCAUCACGCCGACCGUGGAGCUGAACGCGCUCUGUAUGAAGCUGGGACGGAAGCCGAUAUACAAAGCCCUGGACCCCUACACAGGCAUCCGGUCCCCGUACAGCUACAACAUGCGCGGCGGCGCCUACCCCCCACGGUACUUCUAUCCCUUCCCGGUGCCGCCGUUACUCUAUCAAGUCGAGCUCUCCAUCGGCGGGCAACUAUUUCACGGGAAAGGAAGGACGAGACAGGCCGCCAAGCAUGACGCCGCCGCUAAAGCGCUCAAGUGUUUGCAGCACGAACCUCUUCUUAACAAACCUGAGCUGAACGGCAAAGCGGCUGAUGAAGAGAAUCUCAAUAAAUCUGAAAUAAGCCAAGUGUUUGAAAUUGCACUGAAAAGGAACUUGCCUGUGAAUUUUGAGGUAACCAAGGAAUCUGGGCCCCCCCACAUGAAGAGCUUCAUUACAAAAGUGUCGGUGGGUGAAUUUUCAGGGGAGGGCGAAGGGAAAAGCAAAAAAAUCUCCAAGAAGAACGCCGCUACGGCGGUGCUCCAGGAGCUGAAGAAGCUGCCGCCUCUCCCGACGGUUGAGAAAAUGAAGCCGAGGAUCAAAAAGAAAACAAAAUCUAUAGUGAAGCUUCCGACAAGCCCCGAGUACGGUCAAGGCAUGAACCCUAUCAGCAGACUAGCUCAAAUCCAACAAGCGAAAAAAGAAAAAGAGCCAGAAUAUAUCUUAAUAACAGAAAAGGGAUUGCCGAGGCGCCGCGAGUUUGUCAUGCAGGUUAAAGUUGGGAAUCUCACGGCGGACGGCUCGGGCACUAAUAAGAAGGUGGCCAAACGGAACGCUGCCGAAAACAUGCUGGAAUUUCUAGGUUUUAAGAUCCCUCCGCCUCCCCCAAAGCCGGCUCUCAAAACCGAGGAAAAGACGCCUUUGAAGAAACCCGGAGACGGAAGGAAAGUGACGUUUUACGAGCCCGGCUCCGGAGAAUCCGACACGGUUAAUAGUAACAAGGAAGACGAGUUCAGAAUGCCUUAUCACAGUCAUCAGCAGCUGCCCGCCGGGAUCCUGCCGAUGGUUCCCGAGGUGGCCCAAGCUGUCGGCGUCAAUAAAGUUCUGAACACCAAAGAAUUCAACAGAGUGGCCCCCAACCCUGCCAAGGCGACGCUGACGGCCAUGAUUGCACGAGAGCUGCUGUACGCCCGGAACUCCCCCACCGCCGACGCCAUCUUAAAGAACAAUAACUCCAGCUACGCACUUCACGGCCCUCUCUUAAGACCCUCCGAACAGUUAGAUUUCCUCUCCAACGUCCAAGGAAUACAGGUGGAAUAUAAAGAUUUUCCAAAGAAUAAUAAAAAUGAAUUUGUGUCGUUGAUAAACUGUUCCUCUCAACCACCGCUAAUCAGUCACGGUAUAGGGAAGGACGUGGAGACCUGUCACGAUAUGGCUGCGUUGAACAUCUUGAAGCUGCUGUCUGAGCUGGACCAACAAAACACCGAUCUGCCACGGACGGGAAACGGGCCAAUGUCUGUAUGUGUCAAACCAGAAAUGGAAAGUGACGCCCUCCUCAAACCGGCUAACUCAAACACUUUGGGACAAACACUGGACAGUACCGCCUGAAAAAAAACUAACAAAAAAGACAGGUUUUAAACUGAACCUUUAAAGCACCAUCGAAAAUCAAA